GCUAACGGGACGAGCGCUAUAGUCGGUUUCUGCUGCUGCUGCCUUCAGCAGAAAGCGAUGGGGGAGAAGGAGGAGGUUCCGAGAGUUCUGUGUAGGGUUGUUGUUAGAGGCCGCAGACCUUCAAGCUGUAAGAGCAGGACCCACCCUCAAGAGCAGCUAUAAUGAAUCUACCUGAUGCAGCAAAGUAUUACUUUCCUUGGGAGGUAAACUUGGCUUCAGUCCCUGAAGGCCAGGCACUCAGGACAUUUGGCAGAUUAUACUCUUAUGAUUUGGUCAACUCUGAAGCCAUUUUAACAGCUCAGCACAAUUCAGUUCAGCAUCACAUCUCAGUCUGUACCAAGUUUGUAGAACCAUUCCAAGCGCAGCUUGGGUCUCUGUAUAUUGUCCUGGGGGAAACUGAACUUGGAAAUGGUGAAAAAAUUACCCUAAAGGCCAGAGUGUUUACAUGUGUGGAAGGGAUGAACCUACAAUUGUUGGAGAAGGCCAUAUUGGAACAGAGAGAAUAUUUCCAGGAGAGAGAGAAGCAGCUGGAGGGAAACAAUUCCUAGUUUAAUGUUUUAGGAAGGAUUUACUAAUGACACAGUCCUUGUUAUAUUGAGCAUAGCCAGCUCAUCCCUUGUCUUCACCCCUGUGUCUGUCAUAUACUUUACCAUCGUGCAAUGCUGUCUUGAAUGUAAUGACCAUUUUAAAGUACACCAUGUUUAUAUUGCUCAGAGAAUGCAUAUUUGCUUUCUGUAUUUUGGGGAUUUUACAUUGUAUUUUAUAAUGUUUGUAAGUUGUAUCCUUGUUUAGAAUGUAUUUUGUGUUACUUAAAUGCCUAAUACCUAUUGCAGAUCUCUGUAUUACGAGUUGACAUAUUAUGGUAUCACAGAAUCAUGGAAUAAACUCAUACUUUUUUGGAAA
This is a messenger RNA of Sphaerodactylus townsendi, 903 nucleotides long. RefSeq names its product TEN1 subunit of CST complex (gene TEN1). Gene Ontology annotation, biological process: negative regulation of telomere maintenance via telomerase. Gene Ontology annotation, cellular component: CST complex. The transcript has 4 exons. Gene Ontology annotation, molecular function: single-stranded DNA binding; telomerase inhibitor activity; telomeric repeat DNA binding. Lineage: Eukaryota; Metazoa; Chordata; Lepidosauria; Squamata; Sphaerodactylidae. Bases 162 to 548 code for a protein of 128 amino acids. The record is from RefSeq and is a predicted model, not a curated record.